UGUUCUGACUUAGGACAUGCAGCACCUACAUUGAUUUUUUCUCACAAAAUCAUCAUCUCUGCGUCGACUUAAAGCUUAUGAAUUUAUUUUAUUCCAUCUGUGCGUGAAAAGCGGGAGCGCGUCUGUUUGAGCGAGAUGUCUUUGGUUUGUGCUAUUUCAAACGAGGUUCCGGAGCACCCCUGUGUCUCCCCUGUUUCCAAUCAAGUGUUUGAGAGACGUCUGAUCGAGAAAUACAUCGCGGAGAAUGGAGCUGACCCCAUCAACGGACAGCCGCUGUCUGAGGAGCAGCUUAUUGAUAUCAAAGUGUCUCAUCCCAUUCGACCGAAGGCUCCCUCUGCCACUAGUAUCCCUGCGAUCCUCAAGUCUCUGCAGGAUGAGUGGGAUGCCGUGAUGCUGCACAGUUUUACUCUGAGGCAGCAGCUGCAGACCACCCGACAGGAGCUGUCUCACGCUCUCUACCAGCACGAUGCGGCCUGCAGAGUCAUUGCUCGUCUCACGAAAGAGGUCACUGCCGCCAGAGAGGCUUUGGCUACACUCAAACCCCAGGCUGGAUUGAUCGCUCCACAAGCCGCUCCUGCUUCUCAGCCUGCAGCUGUGGGUGCUGGUGAGGCCAUGGAGAUCAGUGAGCAGGUGGGAAUGACUCCAGAGAUCAUACAGAAGCUCCAAGACAAGGCCACUGUCUUAACCACCGAGAGAAAGAAGAGAGGAAAGACCGUGCCGGAGGAGCUGGUCCGAGCAGAAGAUCUCGGCAAGUAUCGCCAAGUGGCAUCGCAUGCUGGUCUUCACAGUGCCAGUAUACCAGGCAUCCUCUCUCUGGAUCUCUGCCCAACAGACACCAACAAAGUCCUCACAGGUGGUGCGGAUAAGAACGUGGUGGUGUUUGACCGUCGGGAGGAGCAGAUUGUUGCCACCCUCAAAGGGCACACCAAAAAGGUCUCGUCUGUCAUCUACCAUCCUGCUCAGUCUGUGGUGUUCUCAGCAUCUCCAGACAGCACUAUCCGCGUGUGGUCGGUCAGCGGGGGUAACUGCGUUCAGGUGAUCAGAGCCCACGAGGCCAGUGUUACUGGCCUUUCUCUCCACGCUACUGGAGACUACUUGCUGAGCUCAUCUGAGGACCAGUACUGGGCCUUCUCGGAUAUCCAGACCGGACGUGUCCUAACUAAAGUUACUGAUGAGACUGCUGGCUGUGCUCUGACCUGCGCUCAGUUCCAUCCUGACGGUCUGAUUUUUGGCACGGGCACGGCAGAUUCUCAGAUCAAGAUCUGGGACCUGAAGGAACGAACCAAUGUAGCCAACUUCCCUGGACAUUCAGGUCCUGUGACGUCCAUUGCCUUCUCUGAGAAUGGAUACUAUCUGGCCACUGGUGCUCAGGACAGUUCACUCAAACUGUGGGAUUUGAGGAAGCUGAAGAAUUUCAAGACAAUCACUUUGGACAACAAUUAUGAGGUGAAGUCUUUGGUCUUUGACCAGAGUGGAACAUAUCUGGCUGUGGGUGGUUCAGACAUAAGGGUUUAUAUCUGCAAACAGUGGUCUGAGGUCCUCAACUUCUCUGAUCAUUCUGGUCUGGUGACUGGUGUGGUAGGUGAACAUGCUCAGUUCCUGGCUUCCACUGGCAUGGACAGAAGUCUCAAAUUCUACAGCCUUUAA
Puntigrus tetrazona (Sumatra barb) is the source of this 1647-nucleotide messenger RNA. Its product is annotated as pre-mRNA-processing factor 19-like. Gene Ontology annotation, molecular function: ubiquitin protein ligase activity; protein binding. NCBI's taxonomy places the organism in Eukaryota, Metazoa, Chordata, Actinopteri, Cypriniformes, Cyprinidae. The record is from RefSeq and is a predicted model, not a curated record. Gene Ontology annotation, biological process: DNA repair; mRNA splicing, via spliceosome; protein ubiquitination. Gene Ontology annotation, cellular component: U2-type catalytic step 1 spliceosome; cytoplasm; Prp19 complex.